This is a messenger RNA of Danio rerio (zebrafish), 7305 nucleotides long. NCBI's taxonomy places the organism in Eukaryota, Metazoa, Chordata, Actinopteri, Cypriniformes, Danionidae. The record is from RefSeq and is a predicted model, not a curated record.
GUGUGUGUGUGACGCUGGGGAGGGGUGCGGGGUGAUUGGACACGCUAGGUGCCUCUCUGUAGAAUGCAGCACAGGGCUGGAGCUCUCGCUGAAUAUGGAUGAGAAGGAAAGCAGAGGGUGAUGCAGUAAGAAGAUUCCCCCCGUCAGUCCGCCUCUGCCUGAACAAUACCAAGCCUCUCCGCUUCAAACACUCACUCACUCACACACACACGCACACACAUACACACGCCACACGGCAAUUGCAUUGCCAUCACACACAAUCAGAGAAAGAGAGAGAGGGAAAUUGAGGGAGAGAGAGCAAGAGAGAGAGACGGGGGCUGACUGCGGGUAUGGAGGGGAGGAUGCGCUGACGUUGUCCCCCACUCGGAUACGAACCUGGGGAAAAAGGUUGACUGGCCACAUUCCUUGACGGCAACAGAGCUCCUAUGAUCAGCCUGCACUCAGGCAUCGCUCACCGGUCAAGCCGCUCGGCGUCCAUGGCUAUCUGAACCCCACCUCCGGCACGCUACAGCAGAAUGGAGGAGGGUGAAUAUUUCCUGAAGGUGUUGAUCCCCAGCUAUGCCGCUGGUUCGAUCAUCGGUAAGGGUGGGCAAACCAUCGUCCAGCUUCAGAAAGAGACUGGAGCUACCAUCAAACUGUCCAAAUCUAAAGACUUCUACCCAGGUACAACAGAGCGUGUUUGUUUGAUUCAGGGUACGGUGGAAGCUCUGAAUGGAGUACAUAACUUCAUCGCUGAAAAAGUUCGUGAGAUGCCUCAAAGCAGUCAGAAGACUGAACCAGUCAGCAUUCUCCAGCCACAGACUACCGUUAACCCUGACCGUAUCAAACAGGCUAAAUUGAUCGUGCCCAACAGCACAGCAGGACUCAUCAUCGGUAAGGGUGGGGCAACAGUUAAGGCUGUGAUGGAGCAGUCAGGAGCCUGGGUACAGCUUUCUCAGAAGCCUGAGGGCAUCAAUCUGCAGGAGCGCGUUGUGACCGUGAGCGGGGAGCCAGAGCAGAACCGCAAGGCCGUGGAGAUCAUUGUUCAGAAGAUCCAGGAGGACCCACAAAGCAGCAGCUGUCUAAAUAUCAGUUACUCCAACAUCACCGGCCCUGUGGCCAACUCCAACCCAACUGGAUCCCCGUUUGCCAAUUCUACAGAGGUGUUGCCCAAUGCCGCCGCAGCGGCUACAGCCUCCACGCUACUUGGCCAAGCGGGUCUCGCAGGCAUGGGUGGUUUUCCUGCGGCCAUGUCAAGUCUUUCUGGUAAUGAUCUGCUUGCCAUUACGUCUGCCCUGAACACUCUGGCCAGUUACGGCUACAAUACCAAUACACUGGGUCUUGGCCUCAACCCGGCUGCUGCCUCUGGAGUGCUCGCUGCUGUUGCGGCUAGUGCUAAUCCAGCAGCGGCUGCUGCCGCCAAUUUGCUUGCUACAUAUGCCAGCGAGGCCUCUGGAGGGGGUGGUCACCCUGCUGCCCCUAGUUUAGGGGGAUUCUCACUGGGCUCUCUUGCAGCCGCCACAGGGGCAUCUAAUGGGUACCUGAAUCCCUCAUCCCCACUAGUGGCAUCAUCUCUGCUGGGUACAGAAAAGCUGGCAGAAGGUGGAAAGGAAGUGGUGGAGAUUGCUGUGCCAGAGAACUUGGUCGGUGCCAUCUUGGGAAAAGGUGGUAAGACUCUGGUGGAGUAUCAGGAGCUGACAGGGGCGCGAAUUCAAAUCUCCAAAAAGGGAGAGUUCAUUCCAGGCACGCGCAAUCGCAAGGUGACCAUUACAGGGUCACCGGCGGCAACACAGGCAGCCCAGUACCUUAUCAGCCAGCGAAUCACGUACGAGCAAGGCGUCCGUGCCACCAACCCUCAAAAAGUGGGCUAGUGAUGGACAGGAGUGGGGAGGGGAAUGAAGAAAGCGGAGGAAACCAGAGAGAAUGAAUAGAUGACUAAAUGAAUGAAAUCGAGGGAGAACGGGAUGGGUUGGAGCGAGAAAUAUGUCCAAAUAUUUAAACACAAAAUAAAAAGAAUGAACUGUGGAUAGAUAAUCUGUUUGGGGAGAAAUGUGAUAUUUUGUGACUGAAAUUCUGCCGUAUUUUUAAAGUUGUGUUACGUUGUGUAGGUCAGAGUAUCGUGUCCUGGGGCACUCAGUGGAGAAGGAGCUCAAAUCUCACUUCCUCUCUCUUGGCCAAGGCCUUUUGGAUUCUAUGUUCUGAUUUUGGCUUCCACUGCAAACUCUCAUAGUUUAGUUCAUACUGAUCCACACACCCUGAGCAAGGAGACCGGAGCGUGAAGGUUUCCCUCUUAAUAUCAGCAACCGUAGUGUAGGUAUAAAAUGAACAAGAAGAUAACUUUUGAAACAUUUCCAUAAGUACUCUUGGUUUCCCCCUUUAUUGUUUUCAAUUGAGACAUGAUCAGAAAACACCUGCUAAAAGCUAUCAAUUUGCAUUGCAUUACUAAUAUCUCUCUGAAUAUUCUCCAUUACAGUCAGUUCACAAUCAAGUCUCUUUUAGAUUUAUCGAAACCUGUGAUUCCAGGUUGACCUGAAUGUAUAAAGACUUCCUGAUAUUGUUGGGGUUUUUUAUAUAUGUAAAUAGAGUAUCAAAUUGAGAUGCUGUCACGAUAGAUACCCAACCUUCAGCGACAGACAGACAGACGGAGAUAAGACAUCACAGGUCAAAGGUCAGAUACGCAGCAUUAGGAACAGGAAUGUAACAUACAUACAAGUGCAGUUUAGUCACAGGAUCCCACUUUGGUGCUAUAAGAAAAUGCGUACGAAGAGAUUUUGUUGUCAUAUCUACUGAUUUUAGUAUUUAUGGGAGAGUUUCUCUGAGCCUUCAUGAAUUAUCGGGGGGCAUUUUGCGAUAUAACUCAUGAGACUGAGAGCGAGUGAAUAUUCAAAAGAUCCCACCAGAGCAGAGACACAACAGUAGGAUCUUAAAAGCUGUCCGUCUCACUGACUUUUAACUCUUACUACAGAAAACUUUUGGACACACUACCAAGGAAUUGAAGUCCUUAGAAUCCUGAACUUGAAAAAUAAUUGGACCUGUUUAGACAGAUGUACCUCUUAACUCCUCCUCUUCCUCUGAUUGGAGGAGUCAGGCAAUGUCUGUGCCUGUUUCAUUUGAAAGGAGCUCAGGUUGUCAUACCUCAUGUUUGCGAAGGAGGAGAAAGAUUUCCUGUUUGUAUGCAGUGCAGCAAAGUCUUGGGUGCAUUACAGAUGCCACCUCGUUCACGUCGCAGUUAAUCCCUGUUUGCGUUAGGCAGGCAGCAGAGGUGCAGUUGAGGUAGUGAACGAGAGACUAAAAUGACACAGCUUUUGUAACCUGUCUGAACUGAUUUGAAGGUCGGAGGAUGCUACUGUAACGACUGUCGACCUUCAGCCUUCUCCUGUACAGCGGCGUCACUGCGAGGCAAACUCUUGCAGGCUAACUGAUCGUAAUUCUGCUUCCUUUAAGAAACCAAACUGCAGGCCGUAGCGUCAGACGCACAGUUCUGUUUGCCCAAUGUUUCUAAAGCAUUGCAGGAGAGUUUUACAUGCCCUCCACCUUUUUCCACUGAUCAACAGGUCAUCGGUUGCACAGAGCGGUGGUGAUAGUUCCUCAUUAGUUAAUUCCACAGUUGUACACUGCAUCAAAAUGUUUGCUGCUAACAGCAUUUUCGGUCUUGCCAGCAAUUGGCUCUUGCAUGGAGAGUGAGCAGGAGCUCCUGUACAGGGCGAGCAAUCGUCUCUGAACCACACUGUGAAUCCAGCGGCCUGACACCAUCGCAACUAUGGAAUGUAAUGUACAUAUUUCACACCAUUGAGAGUGAGACACGGCGUGACGGAAUAAAGCAAUGAAACCGAGCGAGCACAAGAACGCGGGCCACGAGGCUCCGCUGUAGGAACGUCUACCUGUAGUUUACCUUGCUCUUUCGCAAAUCCGGAGGCUGCCGAGGGUCAGAUUCCCCCCACGGCAGCCAGGCCUGUCAUUAAUUAGCAGAUCUCCAUUUGAACCCUGGACUUCUAAAUAUAACAACACUGCACAGCCCAAUCUACUGCUGACCUACAUACACACUCUAAAAGACAUUCAUCAUCUCCCUCCAACUUCCAGCCCUCUAAUCUACUCGCUAGAGGGGAAGCGGAAACGUAGAAAAAGGAGGGAAGGGAGAGAAAGGGAGAGACAUGGAGAGAGAGAGAGGGCGAGAGAGUAACCUAUUUAUAUCCAUUGCAUAAUUGUGAGGAGUAUUAACAUUUCAACAUCUCUCAUGAUUGCUGUUUAAAUAACCUUCAAAGUUUAACAUGCCAUUCACUCAGUUAAUGUACUCCCGAGCUAUGUACUGUAUUUCGGUACCACCCGUAAGAUAUCAGGUUCUCCACGUAUAAAUCGUUGCUCAAUAAUGGUUGGAGAUCAAUUUGUGUACCUGAUUUCAGAAGCACAAGCACUUGGUGCAGCAAUAUGAGGGUAAUAUGAUUACAGACAAGGGAGAUUCAUUUAUACAUUUGUAGAAAAGCGGUUGGAAUUUGUUGACAGUCGUGGCAUUAGGGUUAAUCCUGUCUCUCACUCUCUACGUGUCCUCCCUCUGUCUUUGCACUACCUCUUUUUCUUCCGUCAUGUCUUGCUCUCUCACUACUUUUCAUGCUUUGUUGUCUCUCCUUUCCCCUUUCGCUUUCUUCCCCUCCAGGCUACCGCCACGGAUGUGUUGUUUGUGUGUGUGUGUUUUUCACAGAGGGUGUGUGUAUCUCCACAUGGGCCGAUGGGUAUUGAGCCCUGUCGUGCACACAGUACCUCUGGACUAAUACGCCACAUAGUCUAACAUUAAUACAUGUGAUUAGAUUCUCGUGCUCUCUUCCUGAUUGAUUCAGUAUUCUACCUUAAACUAGCUAGAAAAGGGAAUCUGUGCUCUGAGAGAACGCGGAGGUGUGUAAACCAGAGCAAAGAACUCUGGGUGGAAAAAAAAACAAGGAAAAAAAACAAUACCUAAGGGAGAUGGAUGCGAUAGCCACCUCAAACUCAAACGAUGACCAUCGUUUGUGCUCUGUGUUCUCUCUCCUCUCUCUGAGAACUAUAAGAUCAUCUCUGCAUUUUUCCUUCAUUUUUAAAAAAAAUGAAACUGUGGAAUCCGUCGCGUCUCAUGUUCUUUGUGUAUUUUGGUGUAGUUCCUCUAGUUUGUGGUCUAAAUGCAGUCUUGCGCUGUUGGUUUCAGUGUGUGAUUAUCCGUUAUACUCGUGUGGAUGAUGAAAGUGCCAAUCAAGCCUGGUUAAGAUUAGCUUUGCGAUUUGUUUGUGCAUUAGAGUUGCUCUCUUUGGAGUGCUGGUGUCCAUAUCUACGUCACUGAUAAUUUUAGAUCGACUUAAAAUGUAAAGAACUAUUGGAAGCAAUAUUGUAGCAUGUUGUCAAGUUUUGUGUUUUGUUAUGUCUGUUGUAUGAGCCUUUGGAUUUACUACAAAUUUUGAAUGAAUAGGUUUACAUGUACUUUUUUGUAAUACUGUAAGUUUAAAAAAAUGAAAAAAUGCUGCUAUUUGAUAAGUGAAAUAUACAGAAAUAUUUUAGUUGAGACGAAAAAACGGAAAAAAAAAAAAGAGUCUGGUCUGUUGAUUAGGAUUGUGCUCGUUUUUCGACAGGGGUAUAAACGAGGUGUAUCAAUAUUAAUGACAUAGACGCAGUAAUAAUAGUCAACCUGUGCCAAACUAGACCUUCACAGCUUCUCAACAUGUAGGUGUGUGAUGAAACAUUAGGUAUCGAUAACUUAUUUAGAAGCAUUGAACAAGUGCCAAUCAAUCAAUAUAUUUUAGUUCCGACGAAAAGAUAAUCAGCGAAGGAACAAAAACGGCAUAGCGCAAUGUUAGCAUUGUUUUGACCCCAUAGCUGCAUAGACAACGAGAAUACUUGUUUUAUGCAUCCAUAUGGUUUUAAUACACUCAGUAGAGGCAUCCUGUGCAUUCGUUUGACCUGUGGCUUCCGCACUGCUUUUAAGUCAUAUUGUCUCUGUAGGUCGGCAUGGAGUAGGCAUACACGUUAUACGCAUUCAUAACACAGCCGUUUAUCAAAGUGUGUUUUGUGGAUUUAGGUGUUAUCUUUUUGCACGUCUCUAUUGCAUGAUAUCCAAGUGAAUUAUUGAGGGGUGGGAAAUCAAAACAGACAAACAUUUCUAAAAAAAAAUACAAAGAAGCGUCUUGUGUCGCUCUGGGACACACUUCUGCAUGUGUCGCAGACGGAGCGCUCUUUCUUUCCUUCACUUCAUUUGUGUUUCUCUGGUUUUGUGUUUUUCUCGGUCAGAUGGGUGUGGUCUUUUAAAGGCCAGUAUACAUAGGCCUAAGAACUGCAGCGUAACCAUGGGAACUGGAGUCAAUCAGGAAUUCAUAAAAGCGAGCAGAUUCCAGUUUACGACGGCAAAUCGUGUGCAUACGUACAUGACAGACUCCAUCUCUCGGCCUCUAAUUUCAGGGGAAAACACCCAUGCAUGGAAAAUGUCAUUUAAGUUCCGUUUUUUUGGGCUACGGUCGUGUUUAUCCAUACAUCGGUUUCAGACUUCUCUAGUUUCUCAGCUUGAUUCUCCUAACCCCACAUGUAAUUUAUGAAUGUAUUUACAUUUGCAUAAACUGAAACAAAAUGUUAUUUCAAUGUUAAAUGUCUUUUAGGUGUGAUGUUUACGGCGGAGGUUGUAAAGUUCAUGUAGCUCGAUCAUAUCUGUCAGUGUUAGGAAGGCCCAGAGCCACAUUAGCACCCAAAUUCAUUUCUCUCUCUCUUCCUGUCUGCUGAUGCAUCAAAUGCACUUUACUGAGCAUUAGGUCCCAUCACAAACACACACAAUGUAACCUUCUACUGGAUGCAAAACUGAACCAAGCAACCUGUUUUUAACAUGGAAAACUUUGACAGAUAUAUUGUUGUUUUUUCCUGUUGUUGUGUUUUUAUUCUUUUCCUCCUUUGGUGUUUGUAAAUGAGUUGUAAUUUUUUAAAAGUGUCUUUAUUUUUGUAUUUCUGUUCAGUUCGGGGAGGAGAGGUCAGAAGGAGAGUGUGUGUGUGAGAUAUCUGUCCUGCAUUCCACCAUCUCUCCUACUACAUUCCCUUCAGUGUCUGUCUGUGUGUGUGUGUGUGUGUGUGUGUGUGUGUGUGUGUGUGUGUGUGUGUGUGUGUGUGAGUGAGUGUUUGUCUGUGUGUGAGUGAGUGCGAGUGACAGCGUUUGCACGAAUGUGUGUUUGUGAGUGUCUACAUGCAGACACUCUUGUUACCAUUGUAAUUGCCAACUGUGUGAAGCUAAACUGCUUUGAAAGUGAAAGGUGUUAUUUUUGAUUUUCAAAACUGUACGUUUUGUUCAGUUUAGAGGAAUGGAAAAUAAAUUGCAGAAACCUCUGAAAA